Messenger RNA from Ceratosolen solmsi marchali, 1214 nucleotides. RefSeq names its product nucleoside diphosphate-linked moiety X motif 6. Bases 211 to 1074 code for a protein of 287 amino acids. The record is from RefSeq and is a predicted model, not a curated record. NCBI's taxonomy places the organism in Eukaryota, Metazoa, Arthropoda, Insecta, Hymenoptera, Agaonidae. Gene Ontology annotation, molecular function: NADH pyrophosphatase activity; ADP-ribose diphosphatase activity; NAD binding. The transcript has 3 exons.
AUCAUUUGCACCAAUGACUUUCGUUUGUCAAAGCUAUCAGAAAGCAAGAACCAAUGAAUCUAGCUAUGACUAUUGAGAAUAUAACAAAUUUGCCUGUUUCUUGACAUAUUUGUGUUUACGUAGGGUGUGGAUGGCAUAUAACACAUUACAUUUUUUUAUUGAGUCUGUAUGCCUAUAUAACGUUAUAUCGAAUUACAAGACCGAGGAUUAAUGUUUACUAAAUUUACCAAAACAACUGAUCGUCUAAAUAUGCAAGUAGUUAAAUUGCUUUUUACGACUAUGACCCAACCGCUGUAUAAAUUUCGCGGACAAUCGGAUCGUUAUGAUGGAAUAACCGUUGAUUCUAAGCUCGAACCGUGCGAAGCUGAGAUAUUUUCAAAACGACUUGAAGUCUCGCUCGAUCAAUGGAUAAAAGAUAAACGAAGAACCGUAUGGUUUCAAGUUGAUCUAUCUCAGAGUUAUUGGAUACCGGAACUAAUUAAACGAGGCUUUAAAUUUCAUCAUGCCAAAGAAGAUCGAGCGAUGCUUUAUCGAUGGCUAUCAAACAUUGAAAUGUCUAAUGUGCCACCUUAUGCCCACACAAAUAUUGGUGUGGGUGCAGUUGUCUUAAAUGAUAAAACUAAAGAAAUUCUUGUUGUCAAAGAUAAACAUGGUAUUUCUACUUCAAACUGGAAACUGCCAGGAGGAUAUAUAGAAUUGGAAGAAGAUAUAGCUCAUGCUGCAGAACGAGAAGUAGUCGAAGAAACAGGAGUUAUAGCUAAAUUUAAAUGUCUAUUGGCUAUUAGACAUACUCAUUAUUCUACUUUUGGUUGCUCUGAUAUUUAUACCAUUUGUUGCUUAGUACCACAAACAUUUAAUAUUGUUAAAUGUCAUAGAGAAAUUAGUGAAUGCCAAUGGAUGAAAUUAGAAGAAUUUAUCACUCAUCCCCACGUUCAUUCAAACAAUCGUUUAUUAGCAAGUAAAAUUAUGGAAUAUAUUAAUCAUCGUAUGGGUUUGACCGUUACAAAGGCUAUACAUCCACUUACUAAAAAGCCUCUUUGUAUUUUUAGUAUUUCCGAUACAAACGACUCUUAAAAAUAUAAAUAUUUUAAAUAUAUUAAAUAUUUUAGACCAAUUUUAUUCUGUGAUGUAAUAGUCGAAAGAAGUACAAAAUGUACAAUAUUAGUGCCUGGAGGAUUUGAAAUAUAUAAAUUUCAAACUUUUGGCUGACAUAU